Messenger RNA from Pipistrellus nathusii (Nathusius's pipistrelle), 606 nucleotides. The record is from the annotation of a GenBank genome assembly. Lineage: Eukaryota; Metazoa; Chordata; Mammalia; Chiroptera; Vespertilionidae.
AUGGUUCGGGAACUGAUCCUUAUCCUCCAAGCCCUGGGGUUGCUCAGACCUGCACUGGGGACCCUGGCCAGCAGGCUGCUGUGGGAGUUGCAUGCCAAGGUCUCAGAGCUGCUGCCUUCCCUGCCCCCAGGAUCCCUGCAGCCCCUUCUAAGCCACCCACUAGAUGCACCCAGAUGGGAAGCACUGGAGUCUCUGUGCCAAAGCCUGGGAGAUCAGUACUGCUGCCGCCGUUACCUCCUCCUCAAGCGCCUGGACCUCACAAUAUCUGCUUUCCACUGGAGUGAUCGGGCAGAGGCCAAAGGGGAGGCCAUGAAGACAGUGCUGAUUCCAAUUCGAGAGACUCUGACCCCAGAAUCGGAUGUCUCCAUUGCACACAUCCUGGCUGCCCGAGCUGAUCUGUCUCGUCUUAUCCCAGCCACGAGCAAGGCUGCCCGCCGAGGGACCAGCUGUGCCAUCAACAAGGUGCUUAUGGGCAAUGUGCCAGACCGAGGGGGACGUCCAGAUGAGUUGGAAGCUCCUAUGCCCAGUUGGCAGAGCAGAAGAGAUAAUGGAGGCGGGAGGAAGGCAGGCCGCCACGGCUGGGGCGGUAAGAAGAAAAAGAAAUAA